Vicia villosa (hairy vetch) is the source of this 471-nucleotide messenger RNA. RefSeq names its product protein PXR1-like. Lineage: Eukaryota; Viridiplantae; Streptophyta; Magnoliopsida; Fabales; Fabaceae. The record is from RefSeq and is a predicted model, not a curated record. The transcript has a single exon. Bases 1 to 471 code for a protein of 156 amino acids.
AUGGGUAUAAUUCAAUCUAUUGAUUCUACUCCUCAAGCAAACCCAGAGGUUAGAACCAGAAGAGGUCCUGUUUUGGCUGAUUUUGAGGUGUUCUUCAGAAAUGAACGACCAGAAGUUAUUGUUCAUUACAUUGCUAUGCACACGAAAGUUGGUUCUGACUGUGAUCCUAUCUGGAUAAGCAAGCAGAAACUUCUGAAUAGUAAGUAUGGAGUUACAGAAGUUGUGCCAGAGCAAGAAAGAAGAACAAAGCGAAAGCUAGACCUUCCAUCUAUUAGUGAGGAGAAGAGGCAGAAAGAUAAGGAAGAAGAAACACAUAAGAAGAAACAGAAGGAAGAAAGAGAAGAAGAAAAGAAGAAGCAGAAGAAGAAAAGGAAGGAAGAGGAAAAGAAUAAAGGAAAGAAGUCAGAGAAGAAAGAUGUUGAAAAAGAAAAGAAGAAAGAAGUUGAAAAGGAAAUGGAAAACUGUAAAUGA